Molecule: messenger RNA, 486 nt
Organism: Capronia coronata CBS 617.96
Lineage: Eukaryota; Fungi; Ascomycota; Eurotiomycetes; Chaetothyriales; Herpotrichiellaceae
Exons: 1
Coding region: 1-486 (161 amino acids)
Source: RefSeq, a predicted model, not a curated record
AUGACAAAUGUAUUCAAAAAGCAUCGCGACAAGCUCGCCGGAGCCUGGAGCCUGGUCUCAUGGGAGAUGUACGACGCAGAAGGACCUGAGAAGAAACUCGUCUCUCGUCCACACGGCGAUAAGCCUCUCGGUAAAGUGGUCAUCUCUCAAUCCGGAUAUCUCUGCGCUAUCCUGGUCAAACCGGCUAGCCUGACACCACUUCAAUCUGAUGACUGGAGCAAGGCCUCGGACGAAGAAGUCUUGCGCAUCGGACGGAAUCUAACUUCUUAUGCCGGGCCCAUGGAUCUUCAUGAAACGAAGGACGGAGGGUUGCUGUGGCACACGACUGUUGAGAUUGCCAACAAUCCAAAUUGGAUUGGAAAACUACAGACUAGGCGGGCCGAGUAUAGCGAGCAGGACGGAGUCGCAUAUAUGACCCUUCGACCAGUCAAGGCAUAUGUUCAUAAAGUUGGUCUCCUGCUCUCAUUUUGGCUUCCGCAUCAAUAG